AUGAAUUCCAAUGCCUCCCAAGUUUCUUCUGCUGCCAUGAGUUCCAAUGCCUCCCAAGUUUUCUCCUCACAGCCCUCUUCUCCAUCUGCUUCUUCCUCCACUGAUCCCAUCUCUGAACUUAUGCCCAUGCUGCUAAGGGACCCCCACCUCCUCCACCUUCUACACCACACGGCGGCUCAGGACCACAUCGAUCAUCGUGGUGCCCAUCCUCGUCGCGAUCCGGAGUGGGUAAUGAUUGAUCAGUGCAAUGUGAACUGGCUCUACACCACCAUCACGCCUGAUGACACCACCUACACCAUCUGGCGCGCUAUUGAGGGCAACUUCCGCGACAAUUGCCUCACCCGCGCUGUCUACAUCGAAGCCGAGCUGCGGAACAUGUGCCAGGGCGACAUGUCUAUCACGCAGUACUGCACCAAGCUAAAGUCCCUCGCCGAUAGUCUUCGCGACAUCGGCCAACCGAUUCGUCAAGAGAAUCAGGAGCCACUGCCUUCGUUCCUCCACGCUCGCUCCUACCUUCUCUUGGAGGAGCAGAGCAUGGAGCAAUCCACAAAAAUGGAAGCCGCGCAGGCCAUGUUCACUGGCCGCAAGUCUUCCUCCUCGCCAGCGACUCAAGGCUCCGACGGCGGCUCCAACUCCAGCGGGCGUUGGUCCAGAAACAAGGAGCCCAGCAUCGGCAUCCUCCUCAUCCUCUGCAACGAGCUCCGGCACUGGCGGCGCCGGCGCCAGCACAGCGCCAUCGCGCCCUCCAACCGGCGCGACGCAAUGGCCUGGUGGCUACAACCGUGGAUGGGCCUUUUCCAGGCCUGGCCCAUGCCAAUUCGUAUGCCGCGCACGGGGGUUCUUGGGCCCCGCCCUGGCGUGACAGCCCAGCAGGCAUACGCGGCCCAGGCGCCCCAAGGUGCUUCAAAUGCUAGCGCCUCUGCAGUAUUCCCGCCGGGCGCUGCUCCUCCCGCCAACGUCUGGGAUCAGACGACACUCAUCGCCUCCCUGAACAAUCUCGCUGCUGCCCCCGGCCACCAACAAUGCUGCUUCGACACUGGAGCUACCUCUCACAUGUCCACUAAUCCCGGAUCUUCGCACCUAGGCAGUGAUUCUCCGAUGUGA
Phragmites australis (common reed) is the source of this 1104-nucleotide messenger RNA. RefSeq lists its product as uncharacterized. Lineage: Eukaryota; Viridiplantae; Streptophyta; Magnoliopsida; Poales; Poaceae. Bases 1 to 1104 code for a protein of 367 amino acids. The transcript has 4 exons. The record is from RefSeq and is a predicted model, not a curated record.